Molecule: messenger RNA, 2931 nt
Organism: Diuraphis noxia (Russian wheat aphid)
Lineage: Eukaryota; Metazoa; Arthropoda; Insecta; Hemiptera; Aphididae
Source: RefSeq, a predicted model, not a curated record
UUUGUAUGUUUCAAUCUAAUAACUCAAUAAUUUUACCCUAGUAGUGGAACCGUGAAGGUAAUAGCAGAUGCCAAUAGUUUACUCAGCUGGUUAUAUAACUAUCCUAAAAACAUACGAUAUGAAUUAAAAUUAUUUUUUCAUCGUCCAAAUAUCAGUGAAGCUUUAUAGUAGGUACAUAGAUCUUACUCACAUUGGCUGUUAUAUAAAGUAUAGAAUUCUUUGUGUAAAAAUAGUUAUUACCUAUACUUAAAUAAUGCAUUUUUAUGUUGAACCAUUAUAAAUUAUGCCAGUGCCAAAUGAAAAAAACGAAACAAUUAGUCAUAAAAAACGAAGAAGAUGGUCACUAAUUGGAAUUUUAUCAAAAAAAAAGAAAUUAAAAAAAAGUCAAGAGAGUGUGGACUUCUGUCCAUAUGAUGGAAAAAUAAAUCAAAAAGUGGCACAAAACAACCACCUAAAACGUUCUACUGACUGUCUUAUCGAGCAAUACACUUGUAGUCCCAGGCAAAUAAGAAGAUGUAAUUCAUUACAGUAUACAAAUCACAUGUCCACGUAUCCAAAUAUUAACAGCCAAUCUACAUCAAACGAAUGGAAAACAUCACAACAAUCCGUAUAUAGCUCUAGUUCAAGUGCUUGCUACAGCGAUAUCGGUGUGUAUAGAAGUUGUGGAAAUAGUAGCCAAUCGUCACGUUAUAUUAAAGAAGAGAACGAACAAACGCCUUCAGUUUUAAAAAAUGUACCGUUAAGAAGUUCGUCUGAUAUUGGAUAUUACCAAUAUAAAACUAACCAUACUAACUAUAGUAAAAAACACCCUAAAUUAUACGUAAAUCAGGCCAGAUUAAUUGGUAAGAAGAUUCCACCUCCCCCUCCUCCGAGAGACCCUAAUAUUACAACGGUUUAUUAUUUUAGAAAUAAUAGACUCAUGUCUCGAGAAUCAAAUUCGACAUAUUUUACACAGGGGUYUAAUGAUAAUAUUCCAGAUAAAGWCGAGACUCAUGUAGAUAAUACUGGAUGUCGAAAAGAAAACCAUAUAAAAGAACCGCCUAGAAGUAGACGACCCAUUCAAAUCUGUGACGUUGAGACUCUGUCGUCUGAAUCUGAAAAUUCCGUACCAAAAAUGCAAACCGUUGAAGAAGCACUUCAAGAACUGGAAGACAUGUAUAACAGUUUAGGACUAAGUGACGAGGAUUUACUGGACAGAGCUGAACGACGUGACCUUCCUACAGUACAUCAAAACAUGCGAUACCAAAGUUUCGACGAGCUGGACUGUAUAACUGUGAAAAGAGCAUUGCCCAAGACCCGGCGGUCAGGCGUACCUAAUAUUAUAUCUGAUGACAUGGCUUACAGAAGGCUGAAUAAAAAAGAAUCUAAACAGCAAAGCUUUAUUCCGGGAAGUUUCCUCUUAGUUUUACCRACAGUUUAUAAUCUCGAUAAAAUACCUAAACCGUCGUCCGGAGAGCCUGACAUUACACUGGAUGACGUUGUUUUCAGAAGCCAGCGACAACACCUCAACUUUCUAAAGAUUUCUGAUCCGCAACCGCCGUUUGGAAUACCUUUAGGUCCGAUCGUAAGUGCCGCUCCCACUGAUUAUUUACACGCGGUGCCUGAAGGCCGUUAUAAACCUUCGUUCCACCCUAGAAAAAUACCGGACACUGUUGAAGAUGAUUUAGCAUUUAGGUCUCUCAGAAAAGACCAUAAGUUUAAAACUUGUAUUGAUUUUUCUUUCGUUCAUAGAAAUCGAUUUARAAUUGAUGACCUAAUUCCUAAACUGGAUAAUAAUAGAAUAAAAAACGAUACUCAUUGGAUUAUAAAUAAAAGACCAUCUGAUUACAGUUACAAUAAAAAAAAUGAAACGAAACUUUUAUAUGAUUCUAUCAUAGCUGACAACCAACAAAACUUGAUGGUAGUCAAAAUAGAUCAUCAUAAACCAAUUAUGCUGACAGGAUUCACUUUUAGCGAASCCAAUCAAUUGAGUAAGUCGCUUUUUUGCACGAACUUAUUACAGCAUGAUCAUCAUAAAUUAUGUUUAACGAAUGACACUUGUAUUGCAAAAGAUGCACCACCGUUAAAAUUAAAAUUUAUUCGUCCGUUAUCGAACGAACGGAACGUAAAUAAAGCAUCGCCCGUUGCUCUAAAGUGCUCUAAAAGUUAUCACGCUACAAAUUAUGCAACCGACAAUGUAAAAUACGCGGCUAGGAAAACACCUAGCGCGUCCACGCAAUYCACAAAUUUAGGUUUGACGUACAAGAGCGUUAACAAUAAAAACCAACCGAAUUUCAGAGAGCUCAUCAAACGUGAGUACGCCCAUAGGUAUCUACGAUCGGCUGAUAACAGAUCUAACGAUGGUUUCAUGGUGGUAGGAAAUAAACGCGUACAAGACGAAAAUAUAAAAUACAAAGUUACUAAAUAUAACGAAGAAAAUAAAACCCGUGUCUGUGCCAUAGUCAAGCAACCAGACAAUACUCUCUCAUCCGCCGUCGCCAAUCCAAAGACCGAUCGCCUACACAUUGGCAACGGACCUACACGUGUGGUGUUCAAUUCAGCCGUUACUUCUCCUGCAAAUGCAGCAUCCGAAAACCGAACCGAAUUUUCUAAUGAUAAACAACUUAGUAAAGACUUUUUAUCAUUAUCAUCAUCAUCUUCAUCGUCAUCAUCCCUAUCUAUCGCUAGUGUGCCGUCGACGGAGUAUCCAAACCGUAUGCCCGGAUAUCUGGAGGUGUGCUUGUACAUCACAAUAUAUAUGUAUCAAUUAUUUAGUGUAAACGCGUUCGGCACUUUUAUAGCGUUGAUCUUUCUCAUAACUUUACAUCUGUGUAGACGCUUUUCGUGAAGUUAUAAUACGCUCUUGUACAAUUUUGUUGAAUUAAUAUUUAAGCUUUUUGUCGCUUUUUUUAUUUAUUUACUACCAUAAUUAUAACUAUUAUUAUUAUUACU